AUGCCUCACGAAAACAUCGAAUUCCAAACAGCCGACCAUGUCACUUUGCGAGGAUGGUUCUUCCGUUCUUCAACAAAGCCAUCAGAAACCAGGCUGCCAUGCCUUGUGAUGUCUCACGGGUUCUCCGCCUUGAAAGAAAUGGACCUUGACACGUUUGCGGAAUAUUUCACCCAGAACCUGCCCAUCAGCUGUCUAGUAUAUGACAACCGAGGAUUCGGGGACAGUGACACCAAGGCAGGCCAGCCUCGCCAUGAGAUCCUCCCGAGUCAACAGACAAGCGAUAUUUCCGACGCCAUCACGUACGCGCAGUCUCGCACCGACGUUGAUCCCGACCGCAUCGGCAUCUGGGGCAGUUCUUACAGCGGGGGCCAUGUGCUAUGGGUUGGCGCAGUUGACCGGCGUGUGAAGGCGGUGCUCUCGCAUGCUCCGUUCGCAGAUGGUUGGACGAAUAUGAAUCGGCUCAUUCGGCCUGAUAUGGUGGAGGCAGUGAACAAGGGGUUUCAGGAAGACAGGCUGGCCCGCGCCGCAGGCAAACCCCCUGCGAUGAUGAAAGUGGUGGAUGAAGACCCCCUGAAACCAUCUGCCCUCCCCACUCCAGAUAGCUAUCAGUUCUUUAGUGCGUGGGAAGCCAAGUCUAACUGGAAAAAUGAGGUCACGCUGAAAACUCUCGAGGCGGCUCGCGAAUAUUACCCUUCAGCGCAUAUCCACCACAUCUCGCCAACCCCGCUGUUGAUGACUGUGGCAGAGAAUGAUGUCAUCACUCCCACUGAUAUUGCUCUGGAGGCGUAUUCUCGGGCCCGGGAGCCAAAGAAGUUGCGGAUCCUCCCCGGCGGCCAUUUUGAUAGUUAUAGCGGUGAAGGCUUCGAUCGUGUUGCAUCGGCUCAGGCGGACUUUCUGAAGGAGUAUUUGGUUUGA
Messenger RNA from Aspergillus nomiae NRRL 13137, 915 nucleotides. Its product is annotated as alpha/beta hydrolase. Lineage: Eukaryota; Fungi; Ascomycota; Eurotiomycetes; Eurotiales; Aspergillaceae. Bases 1 to 915 code for a protein of 304 amino acids. The record is from RefSeq and is a predicted model, not a curated record. Gene Ontology annotation, molecular function: hydrolase activity. The transcript has 3 exons.